Molecule: messenger RNA, 2816 nt
Organism: Phyllostomus hastatus (greater spear-nosed bat)
Lineage: Eukaryota; Metazoa; Chordata; Mammalia; Chiroptera; Phyllostomidae
Exons: 2
Coding region: 911-2005 (364 amino acids)
Source: RefSeq, a predicted model, not a curated record
GGGGUGCUGGUGCGGCCCUGACCCGGUGAGGUGCGGCAGCCCUGGCUGUGCCGGGCCGGCCCGAGGAGGCCUUGGUCCCUGCCCGGCUCUGAUCCCAGGGCCCCACCUGGGCCUCCAGCUCCCCACCCCUCCCUGACCACACCCCCCCAGCACCUGCCUGCGGGUGUUCCGAGGCGGCCGGCCGGGAGGGGCGCCCGUGCAGCCCGAGUUUCCAGGCGCGCCCACACCUGCCCUGAGCUCUGCUGGAGAGGCUCACACCUGACGCUGGCGUGAGCCGCAGUCCGGCGCCGUCCCCACAAACCGGAGCACGGGUGCCCGCGGAUCCGGUGAGCAGGACCCCAGGGCUCCUGGUUGGAAGGCAGCGAGGUCUCGUCGGGAAGACAUGCUGGCACCUGGCGGCUUUCAAAGGAACCCGCAUCUGCCUGCGUUCUUCCUGUGUUUUGGAAAGGCUGGAUGGCAGCCCUGGCCGGGCCGCUCCGUGGGCCAGAGCGUCGCCCCCAAACACCAAGCUCCCGGGGUUUGCUCCCCAGUCGGGGCAGGAGCAGGAAUCAGCCGGUGGCGCAUCGAUACGUGGAACAGCAGAUCGGCGUUUCUGCCCCUCUCUCUCCCCCUCCCUCUCUCCGUCUGAGCUCUGUAACACGCAGACGAGAGGCCGGACCCCGUACUUCAGCACAAACUGUCCUCCCCCCUCCCCACGAGAGGCCUGGGGCACUGGAGAGGAUGCUCAGCUUCGAGUCCUUUGCCCACUCACAGCUGUGCCCGGGGCAGGGUCACGGGGAGGGAGGGUGUCAGCGGGUGUGGUCUGGGGAACACCCCUGCAGCGUGCCCCCCCUCCCCGCCUUGGAGCAGACGUGGGGCAGGCCUUCUGUGAGCUCCCAGCCCCCUGGGGCCCACGCUGCAUCCCCGCCCCAUGGCGCCCCCCCUCAGGGGUGUGCCGUGCACAGAGCCCACGACUGGCCACCGGACCACACGGGCCCCCGGGCCGUGGAACCCCUGGCACGUGCCUGGCCUGCUGCCCGAGAUGGUCCUGCGGAGGAAGCAGCGUGCCGGCGCCCCAAGUGCCCCCAAACAGUUGCUGACGUGGACAGACAGAAGUGCCGCCUGGAGGUGCGGCCUCCUGCUCUGUGCUGGGGGCACAGACACCGCCCGCGCCCCGGCCUCAGCGGUCCGCGGCGUCCAUCGGCCUGGAGGUUCCCAGCCCCUCCUGACCUCGACUGACCGCAGCCGCCACUGGGCAGAACCCCACAUCCCUGCGUCAGGCUGGAACCUGGCCAAAAGCCGUGCACAGCGCUGGGCGUGGGGUCUCGGCCAGCUUCACCUCCAGGGUCGGGGGAGGGUCAGAAAGCCCCGCUUACGGGCCCAGGGCCCCAGGUGGGGGGCUGCUUCUGUGAGUCCUCGCGCCUCCCCGCUUCUGUGCGGCAUCGCUGGGGACCUUCAGCUGCAGCCCCAUCCACACUGGGGGUGCCUCUCAGGGUGGCCCCUGCUGGGAUCCUUCCCUCUGCAGACGGUCCUCUCGGGAGAAGCACCGUCAGGCCAGAGCCGGUGGCUGUGUAGGCAGCAUAAAACCCACCCUGGCUGUUGCCAAGCUGGGAGCCCAGCUCCUCCCCAGGCUGCAGCCGGGCAGCCAGCCAGCUGCUUCCCAGGCCAGAGCUGGAGCCUGCCCUGCCUCCCCGGGAGCACACCGGCCCUGCCCCCCCAACCUGCCUGGAGGAGCUGCCCUUGGUGCCAGAGAGGAGACCUCAGCACGGCGAGUGCCCCCACCCAGGAGUGCUCUGGGCUAAGGCGCAGGCGUUGGGGGUCUUUCUCGCUGGAAAUCUCCUGUGGGUGGGCUAGCACCGGACUUGGAAAGGUGAGCAACUUGGCCAGAACCGUGCUGGCUUUUGGGCGUGAAUGUGGACCUCAGUGGCCCGUAGCCUUUGAUGUUCUGCUUGGUGAGUUCACCCUGGCCUGGAGGCUCCAAACCUGCAGAGACCUGGGCCUCUGGGUCCCUUGGAGGAGGACGUGAGGGGGAGACGCCCCAGGAAGCUGUGGCUUUGUGCAGAGAGCUUACUUAUCACAGCAGUUACAUGCUCACUGAGAAACGGAGGGGAAAGUUAAGUUCCCACCCCCAAACCCCCCCCCCACAUACACACAGUUGCCCCUUAUUCCCACUUUGCACAGCUGCAGCACGUGGUUAAACCCCACGAGCCAGGUUGUUACUGAGUCACGUCUGUGGCGUACUGUCCCAGAGUGGUUGCCUUUCCCACUACGUCGCAGAGUUGGAAUCCCUCAGUGCGUAGCCUUUCAGACGGCUUCUGUCACUUCGUCACGUGCAGUCAGGGCUCCUUCCAGUCUUUUCAUGGCUUCACCACUCCUGUCUUUUCCGUGCUGAGUAACAUUCCGUUGUCUGGAUGGACCACGGGUUACUUAUCCAUCAUCUGCUGACAGGCAUCCUGGUUGCCUGCCAGUUUCAGCAGGCAGGAAUGAGGCCGCUGGGAACUUCCGUGAGCCAAACCGUCACCUGCAGUGGCUGCACCGUGCGGCAUCCCCACCAGCCGUGAGCGGGCGCUCCUGCUGCUCCAUCUCCUCGUCUGCACUUGGUGUUGUCGGGGCCUGGACUCCGGCCGCCCUAGCCUGUGUGCAGUGGCAAUGUCGUUGUUGUUUUAAUUCCCAUUUCCCUGACGACACAGGAUGUGGGGUGUCUUCUCACGCUCGUCUGCCAUCUGCAUUUCUUCUUUGGCACAGUGUCUGUUCAGAUCCUUGAGCAAUUUUUUAAAAAAUUUUGUUAAUUUUCUGGUUAUUGAGUUCCAAGAAUUUUUUUUUCUGCCCCAGCCAGG